Molecule: messenger RNA, 429 nt
Organism: Microtus oregoni (creeping vole)
Lineage: Eukaryota; Metazoa; Chordata; Mammalia; Rodentia; Cricetidae
Gene: Pla2g2e
Product: phospholipase A2 group IIE
Exons: 4
Coding region: 1-429 (142 amino acids)
Biological process (GO): negative regulation of T cell proliferation; phospholipid metabolic process; lipid catabolic process
Molecular function (GO): phospholipid binding; calcium ion binding
Source: RefSeq, a predicted model, not a curated record
AUGAAACCACCCCUUGCCCUGGCCUUCCUUUGCCUCCUGGCAUCCCUGGCUAGCGGGAACCUGGUCCAGUUUGGAGUGAUGAUCGAGAGGAUGACAGGGAAGUCUGCGCUGCAGUACAAUGACUACGGCUGCUACUGUGGUGUAGGUGGCUCCAACUGGCCAGUGGACCAGACUGAUUGGUGCUGCCACGCCCAUGACUGUUGCUAUGGACGCGUGGAGAAGCUGGGCUGUGAGCCCAAGCUGGAAAAGUACUUCUUUGCUAUUGGUCGAGACACCAUCUUCUGUGCUGGUAGAACGACUUGCCAGCGGCAGACCUGCGAAUGUGACAAACGGGCCGCGCUCUGCUUCCGCCGCAACCUGGGCACGUAUAACCGCAAGUAUGCCCACUACCCCAACAAGCUGUGCACCGGGCCCACCCCACCCUGCUGA